AUGGAUCAUACUCCACCCAUGGAUCAUACUCCAUCCAUGGAUCAUACUCCACCCAUAGAUCAUACUCCACCCCAUGGAUCAUACUCCACCCAUGGAUCAUACUCCAUCCAUGGAUCAUACUCCACCCAUGGAUCAUACUCCAUCCAUGGAUCAUACUCCAUCCAUGGAUCAUACUCCACCCAUGGAUCAUACUCCACCCAUGGAUCAUACUCCACCCAUGGAUCAUACUCCAUCCAUGGAUCAUACUCCACCCAUGGAUCAUACUCCACCCAUGGAUCAUACUCCACCAAUGAAUCAUACUCCCCCAUGAAUCAUACUCCACCCAUGAAUCAUACUCCACCCAUGGAUCAUACUCCACCCAUGGAUCAUACUCCACCAAUGAAUCAUACUCCCCCAUGA
Molecule: messenger RNA, 399 nt
Organism: Procambarus clarkii (red swamp crayfish)
Lineage: Eukaryota; Metazoa; Arthropoda; Malacostraca; Decapoda; Cambaridae
Source: RefSeq, a predicted model, not a curated record